Messenger RNA from Somion occarium, 723 nucleotides. Lineage: Eukaryota; Fungi; Basidiomycota; Agaricomycetes; Polyporales; Cerrenaceae. The record is from the annotation of a GenBank genome assembly.
AGGAUGUUUAUCGACUCUUUAGAGGACCUCACUGCUAGUACUGAUAGAUUUUAUCACCUUCCUGCUCACCUCACCAACACAUCACCUCUCUCACUUUCGCUAUGCGCCUUAGUACCAAAGAUCUUCCCAUACCCUACAGGCCCAAUGUUGCCAACAGACAAGCUCAACAGGCGACUCCCUUCAAAGAGCUCCCGCCCAUUCUUCGUCCUCGAAUGAAUUUUCCUAUCCCUCCAUGCAUGCAUUUCGGUCUUGUUAUACCAUCUGAAGCUCUUCUGGAUGUCGCCAUCAAGGAAAAGGGCUAUGAAGUCCCCGGCAUUCUACAGUCGGAAAUUCUGCCAGAUUCUCCCGACUACGAUGAUUACACCGUCUCCCGUCUCGCGAUGGAAUUCAUAGCUGAACAUUUCGUUCACGACGUGAAGCUCGCUUACGCCUUUGUUUACGAUGACGAAGAACUUGUCCAGAUUGUGUCAAUUUCUAGUAAUUGGAGGCCGAGUGAGAUGGCGGAGGAAACUGCGAAGAAACUGGCCGAAUAUUUUAAGGUCACAGAACCUCCGAUGUGGUAUCUAGAUUCCGACCGUUGGCGUUGGAGGUUCGAUGUCUAAGCUUUCAGACCCAUUUCCCUUCCCAGAGUAGUAGUUGUCGCUAUCAUUCCAUCAUGUUUACAUAUCCGCUUACUACUUAUACCAAUGUGCAGAGAUUUCACCUUGAGCUUUCAUUUUAGAA